CAACGUCAAAGCAUAUAAAGAGGCCUGAACCCAUUUCCAAAAGAUUUCCCCCUCUGAUCCUCGGGCCCUUUCAAAAUGGCCCUUCUAAUUUCGUUUAUAAUUGGGUUACAGGUUCUACAUUCCUUGGCUCAUCCAGCCCGGCCACCACCAGCUAGCCAGCUAAGUUCCCCACCAUGCAAUUCUUCUGUCAUAAAAACAACAGCAGAAGAGGCCCUCGACAGGAUCAAUGCCGACCGAAAGGAAGGCUAUGUAUUCGGCCUCCAGCGAAUCUUUGAUGUCCGCGAACUUCCACAGGGGCCUGAUAGCUCUAUCUUAUACCUCACUUUGGAUGUGUUGGAAACCAGUUGUCAUGUCCUGAGUAGGAAAUCAUGGAAAAACUGCGAGUCAAGACCGCAACAUGAGACAGUCUACGGGCAGUGUAAAGCCACCCUUCGUAUCACCAGGAGCGGUGAAUUCAGUUUUCUCUAUAACUACGACUGCCUCUUACGUCCACUUUCUUCAGUAGCUAUUGCAAGGCUGUGCCCUGACUGUCCAACCCCUGGUGACCCAACGGAAACCAAGUUUCAAGAGGCAGCUGCUGAGACUCUGGCAAAGUUCAAUGCAGAAAACAAUCACAGACACUACUUUGCCCUCCUCAAUGUCACCAAGGCGAGUUCGCAGUGGGUUGUUGGUCCUGCCAAGUUUGUGGAAUUUACCAUCCAGGAGACAUCCUGUUCUAAAAGCAAGUCUGUGUCUGAAAUCUCUACAUGCCCGUUCCUUCCACCUGAAACAGCAGAAACAGGUUUGUGCAAAGGCUCUGUAGUAGCCAGUCAAAUAGAACAUCGGACAUUUGUCACUGUCAACUGUGUCUUCUUCCUUCCACAGGGUCCUGGCACUACUGAACAAACUCCGCCAUCUGGACCUCAGUCUGGGCAGCAAGGACAACAUUCAGAGGAAGGAAGCCAUGAAGGCGACCGUCACCAUCACCAAAGAGGGAAAGGACACCGUCAUCAUCACCAUCAGGGUGGCCAUCCAAAUAACAAGCAUCAUCCCAAGCAUCAUGGGGAUCACUCCCGUGGGCACCAAGAAGCACAGUCACCACAUCCCCAUCCGGUGGACCAGGAGAAAACAGUGGGGCGGGUGGUCAUCCUUCCCCCUUCAACCGAGCACGUUUCCCUUCACUCAUUACCUGAAAUUGGAGCAGAACACCUGGAUGGGAAACCUGUCCCACCUCCUCAAGUGCAGGAGCCCAAAUUCACCCCCAGCCUGGAUGCUCCUGUAGAAACUCAUCCACCCCAAAAACCAGAACAUCCAGGCUUAAGAAAGCCAGGUAGACCAGGCCUGGGUAAGCCUACUAGACCAAGCUUGGGUGAGCCAAGUAGAUUAAGCAUUCCUCCCUACCCAGCUGGGUUUUCAGCAUCAGAUACCUGUCCAGGAGAGAGCACAAUAAACAUCCUUGGCCUUGACUUGCCUGAGAGGCCGGUAGUAAAGGCAACCCCAUUAGAUAAAUCAUCCCUAGCAGAAUAAUGUAGAUCCCCAGAAGGCGAGUCAACGCAUCCUUUCCAUUUUAGAGAAGCUUUGGCAGCAGAAGUGCACAAAAUGUGUUAAAUUGGAUUUGUGUGAUGCCCACACACCCCAAGCAGGUUACAUAUCUGUUCCGAGUCUCCCAAGAUCCUCAGUGUAUGCAUACACAGCUAUUUAUAAUUUUUUCAUUGACAGGAAAUUUUGUUUGACAGGAACACAAAGACUUUUAUUCCUGGGGGGCCUCUCAGAGUGAUGGUUUCUCAUUAGGAAGGUUGGAAGUUGUCCAAGAGAACCCACAGCAUUCCCCAAACACCCAAAAACUGAAACCAGAAACUGACAUGUGGGCACUAAAACCUAGUCCCAACCAAAGUAGACCCAUUGACAAUGACAGCAUGGUAGAACAACAUGUGAUUCAGUGGACCUACUCUGCUCAAAUUUUGAGGAAACGUGGAAUCGUGCAAUACAUUAAAGAGAAUGUGUGCUUCCUUUGAUAAACUCAAGAAUCAGAGUUGCAAAAUAAAUCAGUGUUCAUUUUCCAAUCA
Molecule: messenger RNA, 2045 nt
Organism: Pogona vitticeps (central bearded dragon)
Lineage: Eukaryota; Metazoa; Chordata; Lepidosauria; Squamata; Agamidae
Gene: FETUB
Product: fetuin B
Biological process (GO): binding of sperm to zona pellucida; negative regulation of endopeptidase activity
Cellular component (GO): extracellular region
Molecular function (GO): metalloendopeptidase inhibitor activity; cysteine-type endopeptidase inhibitor activity
Source: RefSeq, a predicted model, not a curated record